AUGCACAUAUUGAGGCAAUAUUACAGACUACCAGAGGGGACACUGGAGCUGGCCAAAAUCAGCAAAGUGUUGAUGGCCAUGGAGCAGGGAAGAGUGACGGAAUUCGAAGGAAAGAGCCUCGACCAGAUACAAAUUGAGCCUGAAGGGAGAGCAAUUCUAAAGUGUCAUGGAAACACAAACAGUGGGAGCCUGUGGAACCCGCAGUGUCCUGAAUGUCACCGUCUGCUGCGGUUCCCGUGUCCGGGCGCCAUGAUUGCGCUGGGCCUGGACCGGGUGCUGAUCGGAUUUGGGUCCCGUUGUCGCGGUGUCCCCAGAUUCCGUUGCAAUGGAUUUCAGGCGCCGAAGCGGAACGGCGCCUGUGAAAAGACGUUUAAAUGGAAGUAUAGAGACGUUAGCCUUGCUCCCGUCCUCACGUGGGCCUCCUCUUCAGACCGGAGCGAGCGGCGGCGGCGGGACGAUAAGAUUCUCAGGAGGUCGGUGCUCACAGCCUUUGUCAGUCCUUUCAAAGCCGUCGUCAAAGGUUUUUUUAACUCCGGUCUCCGCUGA
Knipowitschia caucasica is the source of this 546-nucleotide messenger RNA. The record is from the annotation of a GenBank genome assembly. Lineage: Eukaryota; Metazoa; Chordata; Actinopteri; Gobiiformes; Gobiidae.